AGAUCCCCGGUCUGCUGUUAUAUUUGCUUGAGUGUGUUCGAAUUUAUGCAGCGCUGCGCAGAUCGAUCGUUGUAUGACAUCAAAAUAAUGCUGCGCCUAAAACUGUAGCACGUGAUUUUCAGUAAUGUACAGCCCGGAACUCUCUUCAACGUGUUUGUGAGGUUGUUGCCAGUUGUGAAUGAUGAUUUUCAGCCAGUAUGAGGACUACAUUUACAGGACUUCUUUUGCACACGUUUCUCUACUUUACAGUGAUCUCUGCAAUCCCUGCUCCAGAUAACUUCACAAUAUUGUCGGUCAACUUCAAACACAUUCUAAAAUGGACCCCUGGAAUUAAUUCUUCUCCACAGACUGUUUUCAAUAUAGAGCAGAGGUGCAGUUCUAAAAAACAGCAAAUAGUCCUGCUAUCAAAAAUAAGAAAUACAACAGUAGAUGUCUCAAAAUCAUUAGAAGACAUCUACGAAUCAUGUAUUUUCAUUAUCUGGGCAUCACUUGACAACAUGAAUUCAUCAAGAGUUAAAAAAUGGAUUACACCAUAUGAAGACACGGUUAUAGGUCCACCCUUGGUAGUUCUGUCUAGUUGUGGAGACUGUCUGAAAAUCAACAUCUCACUACCCAGAGGAGCAGGAAAAGAAAAUCAGCUUGAUCAGUUUUAUAAUUCUGUGUCAUUCAAUAUAAGUUGGAAGAAGGCAGAAGAGAAGAAGGCAAAACAUGUCACAUCAGAUGGAGAUUAUGUUCUACAGAAUCUACAGUCUGGUGAAAAGUACUGUGUUAGAGUAGUUCCUAUAAUAAAUUCCAAUCGCAACACUCAGUCCUCAGAUUGGCAGUGUGAAUACACUAGCAGAGAAGCACAAAGAGAAGUGUUAUACUUGGUGAGUUGGUCAUUGGGAGCUGUUUCGUUUGGAUUAGGUGUGCUGGUGCUAGCAGGCAUUCUGUUUUACAUUGGAUGUCUGUAUAAGCUCAAGACACUUCCUGAAGCACUGAGUAAUAUAGUUCAAACAUACUACUUGACCCCUGAAAAGACAAUGACUGAGAGUGUAUUACUGACUGAUGCUCAGCUGAAAAUUUUAAAAUGUUAUCCUACCAAAAACAGUCCUUUACUGAAUCUUGAUCAUGGGCCACCUAAAGAGCAACAUGAAGAUGAUGAUAACGUUGGUCAAAAGGAAGACACAGAUGAUGAUGAAGAAGAAAACAAAGAAGAUGAGGAAGACAAUUGCACGUACAUGGAUCGCAUAAUUAACCACAGUAGUCUUAGAACUACUGAAAUUGGAGAGAACUGUAUAGUUUCAUCUCUGCCCCUGCUAUACAGUUCUGGUAUCUGCUAUACAGGGAAUAAAAUACCAUUGCAUUUCAGUGUAACUAGACUGUCCCAACAUAUCCAAAGUGAUGAAGAUGAGUAUAAGGAGGAAGUGGUGGCAGGAGUGUCCAGGGAAAAUCAGAACCUUCCUAAAUUAAGACUUGAGCCAGAGGGAAGUGCAGAUGCUACAGGGGACAUCAACUUAUUAUCUGUCACUUUGAGAUCUUUUGGACCAGAGGAAGAUGGGAAAGAUUGGCAUAAGAAAGAGCUAUGCAAACUUCAAGAAGAAUUCUACACAAUCCCACCAUCUGUACAGACAGAAGAGAAAACAGAAGAUCCAAUAACAAAGGAAAGCCAAAUGCAUUUUUCUUUGUGUUCCUAUGAUUCAGACAUAAUAUCAGGAUAUAUAGCAACCUACACAGGAGGUAUGCAUAAACAAAAUAGUUGCACAACUGAGGAGACUGAUUAUUGUGAUACAGGCUAUAUAACACGGUAAAGACUCUUUUAUUUGUUUAUUUAAAGGAUAAAUAAUGUGGUUGAACAAGUUGGAAUGAAUCAUUAGUCUAGGGCAGGGCUAUUCAAAUCUUACCCUGGAGGGUAAUCAAACACACCUGAGCAAGCUAAUUAAGGUCUUCAUGAUCACUAGACAAUCACAGGUGGUUAGGUUUGAUUAGGGUUGGACCUAAACAAUGCAGUGCUCCUCCAGGGUAAGAUUUGAAUAGCCCUGGUCUAGGGGUUUUUUAGUUUCCCAAAGGACUGCAUGAGAAACUGGGUGUGGUGUGCAGGGCAGGGCAGCCGGGGCCUCCCUAAACGAUACAUCCCUGUAUGCUAGUCCAUCAAUCACGACUGACAAGGCCUUUGUCCUCUGACUGAAUUGUCACUGACCUCAAUUUAAAUCAAUCAAUGGCGCUAUUUCCCACUCGCUGAAUGUAAGAGAUAGGGUACGAUAAACAACAUGUGAAAACGAUUUGUUGGUUCAACUUUAUAAGUUACCUGGUUGCCUUAAAAUGUUAAGUUAUUCGACUUAAAAUAUUAAUUAACGCGAAAAAGACAAGUGUGUCUCUUUGUGUAAACUAAUAUUUUUAAGUCAAAUUAACUCAUUUUAAGGCAACCAUGUAACCUACUUUUUCAUGUGAACUUAUAAAUGUUUAUUUACAGUGUAGGUAAGUUUUUUUGUUUUUUUUUAAUUGUCCUGGGGUGUGACACACAUUAUACAAAUAUUACAUUCAAUAUUAAUAUUGCAAAUUAAAAUGUAUCAACCAAAUAUAUAAAUGAGAAAAGUGCAUUGGGCAUCAUUUUAUAACUGGAUGCACAUGAUUAUCUAUUUGUAACAUAUCUGGAUAAAAAUGAUAUCAUUGUAGAUCGUGAAUAAUGCUGGUCUUACAGUUACCCAUGGCAUAAAAUUUUAGAUGCAAUGUCGUAUGCUGUAUUUUUGUUUUCUGUUCAAAAAUGUGUGCCAACAAAACCAAAACUAUGAAUUGUGUUCAGAGACGAUUCACAGUGACUGCAUGUGCAAAUCACAUCUUUAUGGAAGGAUUUUCAACAAAAGUGUAUGACUUCCAUGCUGAAAAAUCCAGCAUUGUGGGUUCAGCAUAAGGUAUGAUUUGCAUGCUGGGACCACCAUGGGAUGCUGGUUUACUGUUCCCCAGCAUGGAAAGAAGGUUAGCUGGUCAUUAGCAUGAGAUGCUGGAUUGCUGGUCCUCAUUCCCAGCAUAGGAAGACUUUUGCCCUGUGUGUGUGUUUUUUUUUAGCUUGCUGGUGUUUUUGGGUCAGGUUGACUGGGGGUUUGGGGCGGCCAGGUAGCUUACUUUGUUAGGUUGAGCCAACAAAUCUUUUACAUUGCAUGGUCUCCAUUUUAAUCUAUAUUCAAAAAUUGUCAUGCUUUCGUUGUUUCUUGAUUUUUAUUUACUUUUCUUUGUUUCUAUUUCAUGUUAAGCUGCUUUGUAACUGUGAACAAUUGUGAAAAGCGCUAUAUAAAUAUAUUUGAAUUGAAUUAAAUUAGCUUGUACCAAC
Misgurnus anguillicaudatus (oriental weatherfish) is the source of this 3307-nucleotide messenger RNA. RefSeq names its product cytokine receptor family member b1 (gene crfb1). Gene Ontology annotation, biological process: cytokine-mediated signaling pathway. Gene Ontology annotation, cellular component: plasma membrane. The record is from RefSeq and is a predicted model, not a curated record. NCBI's taxonomy places the organism in Eukaryota, Metazoa, Chordata, Actinopteri, Cypriniformes, Cobitidae. Gene Ontology annotation, molecular function: protein binding; cytokine receptor activity.